Molecule: messenger RNA, 1803 nt
Organism: Fulvia fulva
Lineage: Eukaryota; Fungi; Ascomycota; Dothideomycetes; Mycosphaerellales; Mycosphaerellaceae
Product: Cytochrome P450 monooxygenase
Exons: 3
Coding region: 1-1803 (600 amino acids)
Molecular function (GO): iron ion binding; oxidoreductase activity, acting on paired donors, with incorporation or reduction of molecular oxygen; monooxygenase activity
Source: RefSeq, a predicted model, not a curated record
AUGGCAGGCCUCGUGGAUCACUCUGCUCAGCAAUCGCUCUAUGUCGCUGGCUCAAUGGACAACGCAACUUCGGCCGUGCAGCAUGCGAUCCCAGCGAUAGCGGAUGUCGAAUUCACGUUUCUUCAACCGAAAGUCAUAAUUGGCUUCUUCGUCCUUCUGAUGAUCUUGCAGGCAAGGAUCUUUGGCGUAGGAUCCAAGAAGCUGCCUCCAGGCGUGAAACCGCUUCCGAGGUUACCAGGUCUUCCGUACGCUGGCCGUUUCUGGGAUGUCCCUGGACCUGGUAUUGAGGCAGCGUGGCAUUUCGGCGAUUUGCACAAGAAGAUGGGACCCAUCUACGAGUGGAAGGUAAUGGGCAUCAUCCAUAUCUGGGUCGAAACCGAUAAGAUCGCGCGAGACCUCUUCGUAACGCGCCAACGCAACUAUUGCGACCGCAAUGAGCUCCCAGCCGCGAUCGGUGUGAAAGAAGGCUCCGAGAUUCUUCCUCUCAUGGGCUAUGGCGAGCAAUUCCGCAGAUACAAGAACUUCAUGCACCUGAUCAUGAGGCAUGCCAACCCCAAAGCCUUCUAUGGCUGGCCUGAAGUUGAGAACAAGAGAACAAUUCGCCGAGUGCUUGAAUCUCCCGAGAGAUGGUCAGAGCACAUGAUCGUGCACUGCGCGCGUACCAUUGCCAGCGUGGCCUGGGCCAAUCCAGAGCACGGAAGCAAGCUUCUCACCAUUAUCCCAACAAUCCUAAAGGCAGUAUCUCCGGCCGGUCCUCUCAUCAACAAGCUCACAUUCCUUGCCAAUCUCCCCGAAGCUAUUUCGCCGUGGAAGAAGGCUGAGGCCGUCCGCAGACAAGAGAUGACCGAUGCCUAUAUGGAGGCGUUGACCGAUGUGAAGGAGCGUGUUGAGAGAGGCGAAGAAGGUACAGACUGCUGGAGCAAGCUUUGGCUUGAGAAAGAGAAGGGCACUGAGAACCUUGACUUCUAUGAGGCUGCUCACGCAAUCGGCUCCAGCUCCUUCGUCGCUAUUGCAACAGUGGGUGGUCCUUUGCACGCUUUCUUCACAGCCAUGUGCCACUAUCCGUCCUGGCAAGAAGUGGUUGUUGAGGAGCUCGAUCGUGUCUGCGGCAUGCGGACUCCUUCCGUCAAAGAUCUUCCACAGCUUCCCAAGCUUCGAGCGACAGUCAAGGAAAUCCUUCGGUGGAGACAGGCGACUCCCUUGGGUGUUCCUCAUGUGGCCAUGGAGGAUGACGUCUAUGAGGGCUACCUGAUUCCAAAGGGCGCUAUCCUGCACGCCAAUCACUAUCUCAUCAGUCGCGAGGAGACCAUGUACCCGAACCCAACUGAGUUCAUGCCAGAACGUUUCCUCGAUCCAGCGUACCCGACUUACCAAGAACCACUCACCGAGUUUCCUAACCUGCGAAACGAUCGGUCUUUUGGCUACGGCAAUCGUAGCUGCCCAGGUGUCGACCUCACCUUCACCGAACUCACGACCCUGAUCGGAUCCCUGAUGUGGGCCUUUGAGAUCAAGCGUCCGGAAGGCUCAAGCGCCCACAAUAACCCUCUUCCAUGGUACGAGACUGCUCCCUGGGUUAUCACGAUGUCGAAGCCUUUCAAGUGCAGCAUCAAGCCUCGUAGUGAGGAGAAGCGACAUUGGAUCCUGGAGGAAACACCUUCGGGUGAUAACCUGAUCAAGGACAACAAGGAUGAAUGUAAGACCCGGUGGGACGUUGCUCGGAAACCAGGCGAAGAGCUCUUCGCUUGGGACGGUCUGACUGAACAGGCGCCAACUGUUCACAGAAAAUUUGGCCCAAGUGUGUAA